AUGGCGUUCAAACCUGCAAUAAUGAGUGUCUCCCUUGGCCGGGGAUGGCUACACGACUUCGACGAGAAGAUGGAGCAAGCUGCCAAAGCCGGUUUCCAAGGCAUUGAGAUGUUUGUAGAGGAUAUUGAAUACCUUGCACGAAAAAUUGCCAACAAAGCUGCCUCGGAAGAACCCACGGAUAGCGAGCUUCUGACUGCUGCGAAACAUGCUCGGGCAACCUGCGACAAGAAUAAUCUUGUUGUAAUCACACUGCAACCAUUUUCGUUCUACGAAGGGCUUCUUGAUCGUAAACAGCACAGAUACCUUCUGGACACCAAACUCAAGUUGUGGUUCCAAAUGGCCAAGAUCUUCGGCACGACUAUGAUCCAGGUCCCUGCCAACUUCUUGCCAGCCUCGCAAAUCACCAGCGAUCGAGACGUGAUCGUCGCCGACCUACAGGAACUCGCAGAUUUAGGAGCAGCAGAGAACCCUCCUGUGGAAUUUGCCUAUGAGAACCUCUGCUGGAGCACUUACAACAGCACCUGGCAAGACGUCUGGGAAAUAGUACGGCUCGUGGACCGGCCAAACUUUGGCCUAUGCUUAGACACGUUCAACAUAGCUGGACGUGCUUGGGCGGACCCGACAUCUCCUACUGGGAAAAAUCCAAAUGCAGAUCAGGAUUUCCGACGCAGCAUGGCAGAGCUGGUGAGCUCUGUAGACCUGAAGAAGGUGUUCUAUAUUCAGGUCGUGGAUGCUGAGCGAAUGGAUGCGCCUUUGAUCAAGGGCCAUCCAUAUCAUGUUGAUGAGCAGCCCCCUCGGAUGAGCGAUGUUCUUGCUCCACAUGAAGUCUCUAAACUUGACAAGCACGGAUACGUUUUUGGGAACAAGUUGGAGAAGUCGCUAGCUCCUUUUACCCAUGACUUAGUCUUCAGAAGUCUGGAUCUCCGAUGGGGCCAGGUCCGACUGGAAAAGCCUACAAUUCCGGAGUUCCUACAACUUAUUAGACACCCAGAUUGCUAUGGCUCUGCAGUUACGAUGCCACACAAAGUGGCGAUUCUUGAACAUCUCGAUGAAAUGACCGAACAGUGUCGUGAUGUGGGUGCUUGCAACACGGUUUGGUUCAAGGAAGUUGAUGGUCGCCGAAUUCUCUGCGGCACCAAUACGGAUGUCAUUGGCAUCCGGGACUCCUUUACUCGGAACGUCGCGGACCCGGAUCAAGUCUAUCAUGGCCGACCUGCCCUUGUUAUUGGCGGCGGCGGCGCAGCCCGGAGCGCCAUAUAUGCACUCCAGAAGUGGCUGAAGGUUACCAAUAUCUACCUCGUAAAUCGUGAUGACGAGGAGGUGAAGGUAAUGCUUAAAGAUUUCGCCGACAAGCCAUACAGAGAAAGACUUGUUCAUGUUGACUCCGUUGAAAAGGCACUGGAGCUUGAAACCCCUGGUGCUAUUGUGGCCUGUAUUCCUGACAAUGAGCCCAAGUCAGAAGGGGAGCUUCUUGCAAGGAGCAUCACAGAGGAAUUCCUCCAGCGUGAGAGGAAAGGUGCUAUUCUGGAAAUGUGCUACAACCCUACACCCUUUACAAGAUUACAGGGCUUGUCAAAGAAAAAUGGCUGGAAGGUCCUCCUGGGUACAGAAGCAUUAAUUUGGCAGGGAAUUGCACAGGAUGAGAUUUGGGCGGACCAGCUUAUAGAUAGUGCUGUUAUUGAGAAGGUUCAAGCAGCAAUUGCUGCAAAAGUUCAGGAUAAAUAG
This is a messenger RNA of Clonostachys rhizophaga, 1725 nucleotides long. The record is from the annotation of a GenBank genome assembly. Lineage: Eukaryota; Fungi; Ascomycota; Sordariomycetes; Hypocreales; Bionectriaceae.